ACGAGAUGGACGCUCAGGACUGCGAGGCGCCCGCGGCGCCCGAGGCCCCCAUUCGCGGCUACGUGGCCGCCUGGUGGGACAUGGUGGAGCGGAACCUGCGAUCCAUACCACACGCCUGUGCAAAGCUGGGAAGAAAAAUCGCUGCUCUGUACAACCGCUUUACUAGCAGGUCCCUAAAAGAACACAUUUUCCUUCCGUUGGUGGACAUGCUAAUUUAUCUUAAUGUUUUCAAAUUUCCAUUGCUUGUGGAUUUUAAGAAACCAGAGACAAAGAUUCCUCACACAGUGAACUUCUACAUCAGAUCUGAGCCUAAGGUGCUGCUGGGAAUCUGGCACACGGUGCCCAGCUGCCGGGGGGAAGAGGCCAGUGGGAAGGACCGUUGCUGGUAUGAAGCAGCCCUUCACGACGGGAACCCAAUUAUUAUUUACCUGCACGGCAGCGCACAACACAGGGCAGCUUCUCACAGACUUAACCUGGUGAAGGUGCUGAGUGAUGGUGGCUUUCAUGUCUUGUCUGUUGACUACAGAGGGUUUGGAGACUCUACGGGCAAGCCCACAGAGAAGGGGCUGACUGUGGAUGCUAUUAGUGUCUACGAGUGGGCCAAGGCAAGAAGUGGCACCACCCCUGUGUGUCUCUGGGGCCACUCUCUGGGUACAGGAGUUGCAACAAAUGCGGCAAGAGUAUUAGAAGACAAAGGAUGUCCAGUUGAUGCUAUUGUCUUGGAAGCUCCAUUUACCAACAUGUGGGAGGCAACUAUUAAUUAUCCCAUGUUAAAGAUUUACCGGAAUCUCCCAGGAUUUCUACGCAUGCUAAUGGACACCAUGAAAAAAGACAAAAUAGUCUUUCCCAAUGAUGAAAAUGUUAAAUUCCUGUCUUCUCCCCUUCUCAUCCUACAUGGAGAGGACGACAGGACAGUGUCUUUGGAGUAUGGAAAAAAGGUCUAUGAAAUUGCACACAAUGCAUACAGGAACAAAGAGAGGGUCAAGAUGGUUAUUUUUCCUCCUGGCUUCCGACACAACCUCCUGUGUAAAAGCCCUGCACUACUGGUAACCGUGAGAGAAUUCCUGAGCAAACAGUGGGCAUGAAGUCUGAGAGCAGUGGAAAUCUCCAGUGAAGACUUGGUCUAAACACCACCAUCAUGUGUACUUUUUUUAAGAUGUAAAAUUGUACGGGGCUGCUUGGGUGAGCAGAAGCCGUUGGCAUUUCUGUAAGUCACUUGCCACUUUAAUAAAGAAAACAUGGAUGCUGGGCAGUAUGGAAUGUUCUCAUGUAGCUCUUCAUAAUCCAGCUUUGUGAAACAUGAUGAAAUUUCAUUGUAGAGAAUCAGAAUUUGGUAAAAUUUUUAUCCUACCUAAAAAUGUGUAGUUGU
Tupaia belangeri chinensis (Chinese tree shrew) is the source of this 1369-nucleotide messenger RNA. It is a transcript of the gene ABHD12B, whose product is annotated as abhydrolase domain containing 12B. Gene Ontology annotation, biological process: monoacylglycerol catabolic process; phosphatidylserine catabolic process. The record is from RefSeq and is a predicted model, not a curated record. Gene Ontology annotation, cellular component: endoplasmic reticulum membrane. The coding region runs from base 6 to 1085 and encodes 359 amino acids. Lineage: Eukaryota; Metazoa; Chordata; Mammalia; Scandentia; Tupaiidae. Gene Ontology annotation, molecular function: monoacylglycerol lipase activity; phosphatidylcholine lysophospholipase A1 activity. The transcript has 13 exons.